AUGUUCAUUCUGUCCGUCUCUUCUGUUGCUGUCAUCGGGAAGACUGGGCCAACCGCGGCGGACCAAGCAGCCACCACCAUCCAGUGAGCCUUCCGGAAGCUCCUGGCGAGAAAGGAGCAGGCCUGCCGUGAGCAGGACCACCAGGACUACCUGGAGCUGAUGGAGAAGCUGCAGAGGCAGGCCUUCGUGGCCCUGUUGCGGCGGGAGCCAGAGGCGGCCCGGCGGCAGUGGGAAGAAGCGGCGCGGCAGGAGGAGCGGCAGCGCGGGGCACGCCUGUUGGAGGCGCGCCUGCUGGAGGCGGCCUUCGACGGGAACCUGGGCGAAAUCCAGGCGGUCCUGCGGGAGGUGGACGCGCUGCUGAACCGCGAGGGCGUGAGCUGCGACGCGGCGCGGGCGGCGCGGCGGCUGCAGCGGCGCCUGGCCCUCGUGGACUUCGAGGAAGCGACGGCGGGCGGGCAGUCCCUGGCCAUCCAGCUGCUAACCGAGCAGGGCGCCAGUCGCAACAGCAAGGGCGCCUUCGGCCGGACGCCGCUGUACCGAGCGGCCUUCGGGGGCCACCUGGAAGCCGUGGAGGUGCUUGUGAAGCUCGUAGCUGACCCCCGGGUGUAUGCGGACGACGGACGCACCCCCGAGCAGGUGGCCUCGCUGGACGUGGUGGUCAGCGUGCUGCAGUCCUGGGACCUGAGCCAUAUUCUCCAGAACAUGGAGGCCCAGCGGCAGCGCCGGGCCAGGGAACCAAGCAGCACAGGGAGGCGGAGCUCAAGCCUAGCGCGAGCUCAACCCGAGGAUCGAGGAGCACAAGGGUUAACGGAGGGCGCGGGCAUGGCUGAGCUCACUCGGCAGGCCGUCAAGGACGCGGAGGCCCAAGUAGACAGGCUCCGGUUGGAGGCCCAAAAGGCGGAGGAGAUGCUGGCCCUGGCCAGGCUGGAGUGCGGGGGGCGGGCCCAGGAGGGGGAGGAGGAGGCGCCCGGGCUGAAGUGUCAGGUCACUGAGCUCCACGACGUGCUGUUGAAGGACGUGGGUGAUCGCAUCCGCGCUGAUGGCAGGUGGCCUCUUGUCAUUGACCCUUCGGGCCAGGCGGCCACCUUCCUGCGCUACCAGGACACCAACUAUGUGGACGCCGUGAACCCAGACCACCUGAGGCCGGAGAGGAUCAGGCUGGCGCUGCUGGGCUUCGGGAAGCCGCGGGUGUCCGACCUGCGUGAAGUGGACCUGUUCCUGGCGGCGCAGCAGCAGCUGGAGGCGGUGCCGCCGGGCCUGGCGCAGGAGCUGCUGGGCCGCGGGCUGCUGGAGCGGGAGAGGUUCCUGUCGCUGCUGCGGCCGACCGAUGAGCCCGAGUACAGCCCCAGCCAGUGCCAGGAGGCGCGCCUGAGGCACUUCCACCUCUUCUAUGUCACCAAGGUUCGGUGGCCGCUGCGCCCCAGGGCGCCGGGUCCGUGAACGUGCACGUGUCCGCAUCAGGAAUGUGGGCGUGCGCUGUGCAGGGGAGCGGGCCGGCCGGGAGCCCCAGCUGGGGGACCCUGGCUGGCGGGCCCUUGGGGGCAGAGUAGGCGGGCCCAAUCAGUUCCUCCCGCCGUGGAGCAGUGCACAGUUGGGACGACGGGGGAGUUCGUGGUCCCCGCACCGGCCCCAGAUUUGGAGGAGCAGAAGGGGUGGGCGUUGGUAUGCCGGCGG
Molecule: messenger RNA, 1674 nt
Organism: Orcinus orca (killer whale)
Lineage: Eukaryota; Metazoa; Chordata; Mammalia; Artiodactyla; Delphinidae
Gene: IQANK1
Product: IQ motif and ankyrin repeat containing 1
Biological process (GO): regulation of barbed-end actin filament capping
Cellular component (GO): cytoplasm; nucleus
Molecular function (GO): protein binding
Source: RefSeq, a predicted model, not a curated record